Molecule: messenger RNA, 831 nt
Organism: Fraxinus pennsylvanica
Lineage: Eukaryota; Viridiplantae; Streptophyta; Magnoliopsida; Lamiales; Oleaceae
Source: the annotation of a GenBank genome assembly
AUGGGCAAGGGUCCAGGGCUUUACUCAGAUAUUGGCAAAAGGGCUCGAGAUCUGUUGUACAGGGACUACCAGAGCGACCAGAAGUUCACCAUUACCACCUACUCUUCUACUGGAGUUGCCCUCACUUCAACAGGAACAAAAAAAGGGGAACUGUUUUUGGCUGAUAUCAAUGCUCAGUUAAAACACAAGAAUAUCACGACAGAUGUUAAAGUUGAUACAAGCUCCAAUCUCUUUACCACCGUUACAAUUGACGAACCUGCUCCUGGGUUAAAGGCCAUUUUGAACUUUAGAGUUCCUGAUCAAAGGUCUGGAAAGUUGGAAGUGCAAUACUUGCACGAGUAUGCUGGGAUAAGCUCAAGCAUUGGGUUGACAGCUAACCCCAUUGUUAACUUUUCUGGUGUUCUUGGAAAUAAUACCCUUGCUUUGGGAUCAGACGUGUCUUUUGACACUAAAGAAGGAGCUUUUACCAAAUGCAACUUUGGAGCAAGCUUCACAAAUGCUGAUCUGAUUGCUUCUUUGACUUUGAAUGACAAGGGUGACACACUGAGCGGAUCAUACUACCACACAGUAAGUCCAUUGACCAACACUGCUGUUGGUGCAGAGGUUACCCAUAGCUUCACCACAAACGAAAAUACCAUCACCGUUGGUACGCAACACCUUUUGGAUCCAUUGACCACGGUCAAGGCGAGAGUGAACAACUUUGGGAAGGCAAGUGCUCUGCUCCAGCAUGAGUGGCGGCCAAAGUCUCUCAUCACUGUUUCAACUGAAGUGGACACCAAGUCUAUUGACAAGAGCGCCAAGUUUGGAUUAGCCUUGGCCCUCAAGCCAUAA